UGCGGAUCGAACGCUGAUGCAAGAAAUUUUCGGCGCAGCAGUGUGGGACUGAUCGAGGGACAAAAAGUAGCCAGAUUUCAGUCACUUUCCAGCUUGCAAUCAUGUCAGGAGACGAGAUGAUUUUUGAUCCCAACAUGACCAAGAAGAAGAAGAAGAAGAAGAAGCCCUUCAUGCUUGAUGAAGAUGGAGGAGAGGGGAUGGGAGGAGAAGAGGCUAAAGAGGUGGAGGCGAAGGAGGCAGAACCAGAGGCUGGAGACGACAAGGAGCUUGACCUAGAUGAUGAUGACGGCAGGAAGAAAGAGCCAUCGGAUGAUUUGAAUGACCUGAACUUCUUCAACCAAAAGAAAAAGAAGAAGAAACCCAAGAAAGUGUUUGAUAAUGAUAUCGAGGAGGGAUUAAAGGAGCUGAAAAUUGAAGGAGAGCAGACAGAGGUGCUGGAGGAAGACAACCUGGACCUGAUGCUCCCCACCAAAAAGAAGAAGCCAAAGAAAGUGGACUUUGAUGAGGGAGAGACACUGGAGAAGGAUGAUGUGCUGGAGGAUGAUGAGGGCAAGAACAACGAUGGAAUCUCAUUCAGCUCCUCCACAGGACCGGCCUGGGCCGGCUCUGAAAGAGACUACACUUAUGAUGAGCUCCUGAACCGAGUCUUCAACAUCAUGCGAGAGAAGAACCCGGACAUGGUGGCCGGAGAGAAGAGGAAGUUCGUGAUGAAGCCUCCCCAGGUGGUCCGAGUGGGAACCAAGAAAACCUCCUUCGUCAACUUCACAGACAUCUGCAAACUGUUGCAUCGUCAGCCUAAACAUCUCCUCGCUUUCCUGUUGGCUGAGUUGGGAACAAGUGGUUCUAUAGACGGAAAUAACCAGCUUGUGAUCAAAGGCAGAUUUCAACAGAAACAGAUAGAAAAUGUGUUGAGAAGAUAUAUCAAGGAAUAUGUGACGUGUCACACUUGCCGCUCCCCAGAGACCAUCCUGCAGAAGGACACUCGCCUCUAUUUCCUGCAGUGUGAAACGUGCCACUCCCGCUGCUCCGUCGCCAGCAUCAAGACCGGCUUCCAGGCUGUGACGGGCAAGAGGGCGCAGCUCCGCGCCAAAGCCAACUAAAGACCACCGAAACUGGGCUCCCCCUCCUCCCUCGGCCUCCCCUUUCCCCUCUCAGAAGGGCCGAAGCUGGGUUGGACGCCCGCUUGAUUCGCUAAAAGGACUCUCUGAAUCGAACUGCGGGAGGGUUUGGCUGUUGUUUAGUUGUGUCGUGGCCUGACCAGGCAGAGAGUGAGAGAGUAUCUGAAGCUGACAGAUGGGGUUCAGGCGCUGUAAGCAGAUGAUGUGUACCACAUACUGUACACUGUUGGAUGCAUUUGAUUUGUUGUCUGGCUGAUGAAUCCUCCACCUCCUAGUUUUUUUUUUUUCAUUUGCUGUGAUUCUUGAUUCCUGCAAGAACCCCCUGAUUUAAUAUGGCUUAAAUCCUUCGUCAUUCUUUUUUCUCCCACUUCACACACAUCAAAUACGAUCAUUUCUCCGGAUAAAGUAUACAUUUCUCUACCCAACCAGCCAAGUGGUUUCCUCUUAAUUUUUGAAUCCCACAUCGCUUAAACUAAAGGCUGUGUUCCUGUUUCUAUUCUGGCCCUAUAUCAUAAAACAACAGUCCAGAAUUUUCAGCCCUAAUUAAUCAAAGCUAAAAAUCAAUGUCACAGGGCUGGAGUACAUACUCCACUCUAACUAGUCUAUGACGGGCUCCAAACUCUCUUUUUGAUGAUUUUAUAGCAGGAGAUGGCCACAAAGUCAAACAAUGAGGGGUUGAUAAGUGAGAACACACCCUCUCACUUAAGAAUUUAAAUAGAGAGGUUGUGUGUGUGUGUGUGUGAGACAGACAUAGGAAUUAUACAGCAGUGAGUGCUUUUGUGGCAUUGACGAGCAGUUGUGUACUUCAUUAUUUCUUUCUUCUUACUUCUGAAGUAAAGAUCAACACAUCAGACAAUUGAGAUUCGAUUAGAAGGAUGUGAAAAUUAAUAAAAUUCAUUUUGUGAAGAACAGCAGGUUUCUUGAGCUAGUGCCAGAGUCCUAAAACAAACACCCAAAUGCUUCCCCUUAAAAACAGCUUCUGAGCAUUCUCCCUGGAUCAGUCCCCUCAAACAGGUCGUUAUUUUCAAGUGUGAUUCAAGACAUUGACACCACAAGCUGGCCACAGUAUGAAGGAUUUCAGUCCAGUGAUACUGGAUACAUAUGACAUUAAGUCUGUUCUUGUUGGAGAAGGAAGUGGAUAAGGUCUGGCUUGAAUCAUUUUAAAACCUGGUUUUUACAAAAAUAAAACAUUCUACUCUCUCUCUCUCCA
Messenger RNA from Chelmon rostratus (copperband butterflyfish), 2328 nucleotides. RefSeq names its product eukaryotic translation initiation factor 2, subunit 2 beta (gene eif2s2). The coding region runs from base 102 to 1100 and encodes 332 amino acids. The record is from RefSeq and is a predicted model, not a curated record. The transcript has 9 exons. Gene Ontology annotation, biological process: translational initiation; formation of cytoplasmic translation initiation complex; formation of translation preinitiation complex. NCBI's taxonomy places the organism in Eukaryota, Metazoa, Chordata, Actinopteri, Chaetodontiformes, Chaetodontidae. Gene Ontology annotation, cellular component: eukaryotic translation initiation factor 2 complex. Gene Ontology annotation, molecular function: mRNA binding; translation initiation factor binding; translation initiation factor activity.